CGGAUCUCCGGAGGAGGCCGCCAGAUUGGGGCGGGCGGCGAGCAGCGAACGGGAGGCCGGGGCGGGACGUCCGGGCCGUGGGGUCGGCGGGGCCGACGACUGGGCGGCGGAGCAGGAGGUGCUCAUGGCGUCAGAGCGGCGCAAGGUCAAGUACCACUGGAGCAGCACUUCGGAAGGGUGUUCCCGCAAGCGUAGCUGCCUCCGGGAGACCAGUGAUGUGGCCCCCUCCAGACGGCCAGCUCGAAGCACUGCGUCGCGUUCUGGAGGGGCCAGCAGCCCCAAGCGCCUGAAAGCUCAGAAGGAGGACGAUGUGGCCUGCACACCGAGGUUGUCCUGGGACUCAUCCCGCCGCAGAAAUUCCUCCUCCUCUUCCUCCUCCCAUUCCUCUGGCCCAGGUGUGGACGGGGCUGCCUCCAAAAGCUGCCUGAUUCGGAGCACACGGGGUUUCCUUUCGUCAGGCGGAUCUCCUCUGUGCCCUGCCAACUCCUCUCUAGAAGACAUGGCUUCUCUAGAAGAGGAAACCUGCAGCCUUAAGGUUAAUUCCAAAGAUAGUUCUCAUAGUUCCAUGAACUCUGAGUUUGCAGCUGAAGCUGAGGGGCAAAAUGAUACAACCGAGGACCCAAGCAAGGUUCAGAAAAGAAAGAAGGAUAGACUUCGAGACCAAGGCUCUACAAUGAUCUACCUGAAGGCUAUCCAGGGUAUCCUGGGAAAGUCGAUGCCAAAAAGGAAGGGAGAAACUGUCAGUAGGACAAAAUCAAACACAGGAGAGCAUCCCAGCCGUGGAGAAGGACCAGCCAGGAGUGUCACUGUGUCUGCUCCUCAGAAAGAGAAAGAGUCAGCCCCAGAGGCCAGAGUGAAAGAGGAGAAAAAAGCUGUGCCAGAGAGGAGCAGCAUCUGUGACAGGAGAGUGGUGGUAGACCCUCAGGAGAAACCCAGGGAGGAGCCACUUGGUGACCGAAGGACAGUUAUUGACAAGUGCUCUCCACCCCUAGAAUUUUUGGAUGACUCGGACUCUCAUUUAGAAUGCCAAAAGCCUAAAGAAAGGGAGGUGGUGAUAGAGCACGCCUCUUCAGGAAGUGACUGGUCCGACGUGGACGAGGUCUCCACAGUCAGAUUCUCUCAGGAGGAGCCUAUCUCGAUGAAACUCUCAGCAGUUUCAGAACCUUCUGCCUUCCCCACUGACUAUGUCAUGUAUCCAGCUCAUUUGUACAGUAGUCCUUGGUGUGACUAUGCCAGCUAUUGGACCAGCAGCACCAAGCCUUCCAGCUACCCCUCCAUAGGCAGCAGCAGCAGUAGUGACACAUUGCAGGCUGGGAGGAGCAGCCGGGGCCUCCUGAGUGAUUAUUCCUCCAACUCAACAGUGAGCUCCCAAAAUACCUCCAGAGAUCUGGAGGCAACAGAGGAAGGCAGAUCCCAGAAUUCUCGUUCAUUUCAUUUCUCCAGAAGCUUAGAAGAGCAGGUGAAGGAGAAAAGAACAUUCCAGGAGGAGAUGCCACCCCGUUCUUGUGAAAGACAUGCAUCUAGCCCUCUGCCAAGGAGCCAUCGGGAGCCAAACCUAGAGGAGGGCUUCAUUGAUACUCACUGUCACUUGGACAUGCUCUAUUCCAAGUUGUCUUUCAAAGGGACCUUUAGCAAGUUCAGGAAAAUUUAUAGCAGCUCCUUCCCUAAGGAAUUUCAGGGCUGUAUCUCUGACUUCUGUGAUCCCAGGACGCUGACAGAUUGCCUAUGGGAGGAGCUGUUGAAAGAGGAUCUGGUUUGGGGGGCCUUUGGCUGUCACCCUCAUUUUGCACGUUACUACAGUGAGAGUCAAGAAAGAAAUCUUUUACAAGCCUUACGGCAUCCCAAGGCUGUGGCAUUUGGAGAAAUGGGCUUGGAUUACUCUUACAAAUGCACCACGCCUGUCCCAGAACAGCACAAGGUGUUUGAGAGACAGCUGCAGCUGGCCGUGUCUCUAAAGAAGCCCUUGGUGAUUCACUGCCGAGAAGCUGACGAAGAUCUGCUGAGCAUCAUGAAAAAAUUUGUGCCCUCAGACUACAAGAUCCAUAGGCAUUGCUUCACUGGCAGCUACCCGGUCAUCGAGCCCCUGUUGAAGCACUUUCCCAACAUGUCUGUGGGCUUCACCGCUGUCCUGACUUACUCCUCUGCCUGGGAGGCCCGGGAAGCUCUGAAACAGAUCCCGCUGGAGAGAAUCAUCGUGGAAACUGAUGCCCCCUACUUUUUGCCUCGACAGGUUCCCAAAAGCCUUUGUCAGUAUGCCCACCCAGGCCUGGCCUUGCAUACAGUUCGAGAGAUUGCCAGGGUCAAAGAUCAGCCUCUCUCCCACACCUUGGCUACCUUGCGUGAGAACACCAGUCGCCUCUACAAUCUUUAAGCAGAGGGUGCAGGAGUCUCCUAUAAAAGGAUGACCAGUGACCUAACAGGACAUAGGCUGGGUCUCACCUCUGCCUGGGUCCCAGGACAAGGGAGUGUUUAGAGAGCACA
Molecule: messenger RNA, 2481 nt
Organism: Phyllostomus discolor (pale spear-nosed bat)
Lineage: Eukaryota; Metazoa; Chordata; Mammalia; Chiroptera; Phyllostomidae
Gene: TATDN2
Product: TatD DNase domain containing 2
Molecular function (GO): hydrolase activity, acting on ester bonds
Source: RefSeq, a predicted model, not a curated record